AUGGCACGCGACCAAGAGAUCGUCUCCCUUUCCUCGUUUGGAAAGGACCUCCUGGCCAGCGGCUUCUUUACAUCUCUGGACGCACCAAACUUUGCCGACAACAAUGUCAAAGGCCCCCCUCGCAGGAACCUGGAAAUUGCCCCGGAGGAAACCUUUCCACCGCAGCCAGCCAGUCCGGCCACAUGGAUGGGUCUGUCGACCCUUUCCGCGGUGACAUCAGCAUAUGCAGACUCUCCUGAAUCUCCCGAGCAGCUCAUCGUUGGAGGUGCUGAGGUGCAAAAUGUGUCACUUGUUAUGGUAGACGAGCACGGCACUUACAAUGAUUUGAAGGUGAUGCCGGUUCCCGUUUCGGGGGCCAAGAGCAGUGGGGGGUCUCUGCUUGUUGCCCCGGUCGGAGAAUCUAAGCAGAUCGCUGCUCAGCCGAUGCUUUUGCUACCGGCCAAGGCGGAUUCUGAUCUCUCGUUUUCCGAUGAUAGCAAGGCUUUGCCGAUGGCAGAGCUGGAAAAAGCCAUGAAGGAGUCUAAGGGGAAGGUCGGUGUGGCGGCUGUUGAUUCCUAUGUUCUCAGUGGUGAAAUCGAGAAUUUCUUUGGUGUCAAGGGGGUUACAGGCAAGUUGUACUGUUUCAGAAGUGAUGAGGAGGAGGGCAGUAAGGACGAGGAAGAGAAACCUAUCGAUGAAAAGGUUAAACUUCAAGACAUGGAAUCGCCCCUAGGAAUCUUCUUCCCCGAGAUUGAAAACAAGACGAUCAAAACGUUGCCCCUGAAGAACCUGGAGUUUACUUUCAGCAACACCAAAAAGGAGACUCUGCUUCCGGAUGGACUCCGUCUGCAAGGUGACCUGGACUUGACGGAUGGACUGCAGUGGGUUUCAGAUGGCUUGAAGAAUGUCUUUGGCAGUGACAAGGCCACAGAGCUGCCGUCGAAGAUACGGGUUAGUGCCCUUUUGGCUAAGGAGAGAGACUGGACCAAGAAGCCCAAGAUUGAAGGUAUCGUUCUUCAAGCCUUUCUCCAUGAGAUGAAGCUACCCGCGUGGGACUUUUUGGAAUUCCAAACGGUGGGGAUCGAGCUGUCUGCUAGGAAGGAAGCUGCGAAAAAGGACAUCGAGGACAAUCCGGAGAAGGAACAGAAAGAGGACACGGACAAGACAAAAGAAGAGGAGGAAGAUGGCAAGUCAAAGGAAAUUGUAGCCAAGAAAGACAAGCCCUCUAAUGCCCCCACGACGAAGGAUCAUGCCACGGAGGAAAGGCGCAAAAAGGAAGAAGAGGGAAGCAAAGAGGAGAAAAGAUGGAAGGUAGGCUUUGGACUCUUUGGCAAGGUCAAUAUUACCAAAGUACCCAAGUCACCGGUGCCACUGGAGGCAAGAUAUUGGAUUCGUAUGGGAGACUGGAAAGAGGAGAAGAAGGAGGAAGAAGAAGAGGAUGAAGUUGAGGGCGAUGACGAGGACAAAGAAUUAGAGAAGCCGGAUGGCGGAGAAGGUAAGGAAACUGCCGAAGCAGGUGGGGAGAACGAAAACGACGAUGCGGAAGAGGACAAGCCCACAGAAAGAGGAAAGCAAUACGAAGUGUUGAUCGCGGUCGGCGAAUGGAAGGACUUUUGUGCCAUCUCGAAUCUUGACAUGAAAGAAGCCCAGUUGCACGCAUUUUUCAAACCCGGCGAAUUCCGGAAAUCUUGCACAUUAUCUGUGACUGGAUCCCUCGAGUUUGCCCAAGGGUGUCUUGACAAGAAAGACGGCGAUGAAGAGGAGGAAGAGGAGAAGCCCAAGAAUGCGACUCUAACAAUUGAGGGAGUGCUAUCCAGACAGGACUACCAUUUUGACGCGAAGGUGGGAGAUCUGAAGCUCGAUUCGAUAUUGAAGAUGUAUGCUCAGAUCACCGGUGCUGAACCAUCAAAGGAAGCCAAAGAGCAUGAUCUAGUCUUUGAAGAGCUGCAUUUGAAUAUUAGCCGCAAGCUGAAGAGCAAAGAAAAGGCAAUAGAGGACAAGAAGGAUGUAAAGGAGAAAAAGGAAGAAGAAAAGGAAAAAGAAAAGGAAAAAGAAAAGGAAGAAGAAAAGGAAGAAGAAAAGGAAGAAGAAAAGGAAGAAGAAAAGGAAGAAGAGGGAGAAGAGCCUUCCACUUGCCUGGAGCUCUCCGGCAAAGUCAGCUUCAACGAUUGCAAGAGUGUUCAUGGUUUGAUCAAAAUUGACACUAUCUCCGGUCUCACUAUCCAGGGUGGAGUCGAGGAUUACAUGAUCAAGGAUGCUGAUGUUACAAUUAAAGAAGCCAGUAUCGACAUCUUCAUUGGAGCCAAGCCAAAACAGUCCAAGGACACCUCAAGGAAAACCAAGCCCAAACUCGAGGCAGAUACCAAAGACGGAAAAGAAGCUGGCGAGGGCAAGGUGGAGGUUUUCAAUCGAGAAAGCAAAUUUGCCAUCAAAGGCAGGGUUGAUUUCAGUGGUAUAACUGUGACGGUUGCCUUUAUGACUGAGCGCAAGGAAACCAACGCUAAGUCGAAGAAGUCGUCUGAGCGGGAGUGGGUCUUGUUUGGUAUCUAUGAAGGCACUUUGCACCUGGGAAAGAUAUGCGAUAUAAUGGAAGGCCCUAUGGCCGACCUCGAAUUGAAAAACGUUGCGCUCAUCGCAGCAUCCGGGGAAUCCAAGACAAUCGAGGCGUUGAACACGCUUAAGUAUCCUGUAAGAAAGGGAAUUUCGCUGUGUGCGACUAUCCCACCUCUGCCGGAGCUGAACAAUUUCGCCAAGCAGAACGUGGAUGGGUUGGUUCUCGCGGCAACUAUACAAAAGCAAAAGCUGGAGCUCGACAUCCAGUUGCCCAGGGCUUUUGAUGUCACUAUUACUGAUAGUGUCAAACUCUGUGAGAUUGGAAUUGGCAUUGAAAUCAGCAAGACUCCUAGCUUGAUGGUCAUGGGCACUUUGAACAUCGUCAUGGAUGUAGACCAGGAUCCUUUGCUCCUAGAGGGCAUGGUGAAAGCUGGCCUACUCAGUUCAUCGGCUUCGAUUGCCACCAAGUCGCCAUGGGUGAAUCCAUUGAACAUCAGCAAACAUGUUACCAUCGCCGACUUCAGAGUCGAGAUCGAAAUUACUUAUGCCACGGUAAUGGAGCUUGGACCAUCCAAACUGGGCCUCGCUGGAGAUAUCGAGGUAGGAGAUCUUACUGCUGGAGCUGCCAUGCAGAUCAGCCACCACCCUGGUGAGCAGGUUAUAUCUGCCAAUAUCUCCGAGGUUGAUCUCGUCAAAAUCAUCCGUGUUGCCGGUCAGGUCGCCGAAAUCCAAGUCUUGCAAGAUAUCCGUGGUGGUGAGGAUACGUUUGUUUUUACCGAUGCCAACAUGUAUUUCUCCACUGGGGGGACCAUAGCUGGAAGGGAGUAUCCACAGGGUAUAUCAGCCGGGGGGAAGCUGACGGCGUUUGGGAAGACGGCCCAGUUUGACCUAACCAUUGGUAAGGCCGGUCUAGAUUUCCAAGCGUAUAUCGAUAAUUUCAGUCUCGGGCCCUUGGUCGUCUCAUCCGCCAGUGGAGACCCCCGCGCCAAGAUGGUCGUGCUGAUGACCAAAGACAAACAAGUGAUCCAGGUGGACGGAAUGGUAAGAUGCUUUGGAAUUGGGUUUGCCACCUUAGUCGACAUCCAAAUAGGAACCGAGACCCCGUCUUUUGAUGCGCGUAUUGCCGUGGCGUUUACCGAUGCAUUUAUAAUCAGCCUACAGGCGACGGUGAAGGACUUUAAAGAGCUCAAGGAUAUAGCAACAAAGGAUUUAUAUUUCCAAGCCCAGAUCCAAGGUGAUUUAUUUGACAUGAUCUGUGAAAGUAUCAAGAGCUUGCUCCGGACGCUUGAGAAGCUGGGUACCGAGGGUAUUGAAUCUCUUCAGAACCUUAUUGGAGCGCAGAUUGCCGAAAAACAGGCCGAAAUGGACCAAGAGAAGGAGAAGCUGGACGAGGCACGCCAAAAGGUAGAUACGAGACGCCAGGUGCGUCAACGCGAUAUGAAGAAUGAAAAGGAUAAACGCGACAAGGCAAAGGCAGAAAUCGAACGGCUUCGGGACAAUGUGACCAGAGCCAAGCAAAAUAAGGCUCAGGCUGAAAAUGAACUGAAAGAAAAAGUCGAAAAGCUUAAACUCGAAAGGGAAUCCCUUAUCCAACGCAAGAGGAAGGAGUAUAAUGACAUGCUGGAGAAGGCCAAGCAAGAUCAAGCAAACAACCAGAGGGAGUUAGAGCGGCUGAGACAAGAACAGAGAGAUAGAUACGGCACCGAUUUCCUCAGGAAGGUCAACAUUGCUAAAGGAGCCUAUUACGAAAAAGAAAGGAUCUUAAAGCAAGCGUGGGAAAAUGUUGCGCGACUUCGUCGGGAGUUCAAUGAUGCAAAUAUCUGCCGGAACUCGGGGCAGCCGAACUUGCUCAUGAGGCUGCAAAAGCUGUACUAG
Molecule: messenger RNA, 4407 nt
Organism: Aspergillus oryzae RIB40
Lineage: Eukaryota; Fungi; Ascomycota; Eurotiomycetes; Eurotiales; Aspergillaceae
Exons: 10
Coding region: 1-4407 (1468 amino acids)
Biological process (GO): clathrin coat disassembly; clathrin-dependent endocytosis
Cellular component (GO): cytoplasm; vesicle; intracellular membrane-bounded organelle
Molecular function (GO): clathrin binding
Source: RefSeq, a predicted model, not a curated record